AUGAUAGUUUUGUAGAUAGUGAAGGUAUUUUUAAUAUCUAAUAUUAGGAUGGUAAGUAAAUAAUGUAAUCCAAAGUGUAGGUUAAUGCAACGGUAUAUAAUUAUUUGGAGGUUAUGAGGUAUUUGGUAAAAACACAAUAAUUACAAAACUAAUAUCUCCACCUCCACAUUAUGCAAUCAUGAUUACAUUAGAAUUCUGGAAGUAAUAUUUAUACAAACAUAUAGAAUAGAUAAUUGGGAUAAUGAAUAAUUUUAUAUUUAUGUCGAUUAGAAUCUAAUAUUUUCACAGAUAUAUGGAGAGUCAAAUACAAAUUCAAACUUGUGUGGAUAGCCUCUCGGAAGUAGUUGGAGUGAGGAAGUUUAAUAAAUCAGUGUAACAAAAAAUCACAAUUAUAAAACACUUUUUAUACUAAUGACAUCAAAUUUAUAAGGAAUUAGAGAUGUAAGAAUUUAAUUUAUGAAAGGAAUGGUGGGGAAUCAGAAAUUUUAAAUUAUAUUAUUACCCAUGUCCACCUGGAUGUCAAACUUGUACUUCAGAAGAUUCGGCUAUUGAUUGUCUUAUUUGGAUUGUCUAAUAUCAAAGUUUAUUAGAUGUAUUAUAUGGUUAAUUUUAAAUGGAUGGAUGGAUGAUUUUGGAAGGAUUUUAAAAUAAAACUAGUUGUUCUAGUACUUUUAUUAUUUAUUAUUAUAGUUCUUCCUCUUUUGGGAGGAUUUUCUAAAACUGGAUAAAAAAGCAAAAUUAUAAAAUCAAUAAAUUUACCAGUUCAUUGUUUUGUUAAAAUUAAAUUUAGUUUUGUUUUCAUUGAUAAAUGGGAAAAUGAAUAUGCUUAAUUUUAUAUUGAUGAUCAAUUAAUAUGGUAUUAUUCUCAUAAAUCAGUUGCAGAAGAAAUAACGAUUUGUGGUAAUAGUUUUGGUGAGAAAAUAUUAAAUUAAGAGAUUAUUUUGCCUCAUAAAUAAUAAUUCUUACAAAUGUAAUUUACUACUACAUUAAAGAAUUCACCUUCCUAAUAAUCAUUUGGUAUAAGAGAUAUUUAAAUAUUUAUAAGUAAAUUUAUUAAUUAUUUAAGAUUGUCCAUUUGGUUUUCCUUUUGAUUUUUCUUGUGAAGGAAUAUGUGGAAAUGGAGAGAUAGAUAGAGCUGAACAAUGUGAUGAUGGAAAUAUUUAACCUUUUGAUGGAUGCUUUAAUUGUCAAUAUUCAUGUAUUCAAGGUUGUUCUAAUUGUAUUAAUGGCAUUUGUUAUGAAUGCUAAGAAGGAUGGAUAUUUUAUGAAUUUACAUGUACUGAAGAUUACUUUAUAAAUAAUUAAGAUUAAUAUGAUGAUGAAUAGUAGUAAUAAUGUUUAAAUAAUUGUAAAUUAUGUAUCUAUGGUGUAUGUAAAGAAUGUGAUAUAGGAUAUUAUCUAAUUAACAAUUAAUGUAAAACAAUUUGUGGAGAUGGAAUAAUUGAAAUGUGUGAAUUAGAAUAAUAAGAAUGUCUAAAUUGUUAAUUGAAUUGCACAAAGAAUUGUGAUGUUUGUAUUAAAGGUAAAUGUCAUUAAUGUAUUAUUGGAUAUACAUUUGAUUAUAUUGAACAAUAUUGUUAACCUAUUUGUGGAAAUGGUGUUGUAUCUAAUGAUGAAGAAUGUGAUGAUUUUAAUAUAGAAAAUGGUGAUGGAUGUUCUAGUUAAUGUAAAAUUGAAUAGAAUUAUAUUUGUAAGAAUUAUUAAUACUCAUUUUCUGAAUGUAGUUAUGAAAAAUAUCCUUCAUUCUAACUUUCAUUAAUUAGUACAUAUCAUGAAUAUUAAUAUGUAUCCAUUUAUUUUGAUUAAAUUGUUAAAACAAUUAGUUAGACUGCUUUUUCUACAAUGA
Messenger RNA from Paramecium pentaurelia, 1846 nucleotides. Lineage: Eukaryota; Ciliophora; Oligohymenophorea; Peniculida; Parameciidae. The record is from the annotation of a GenBank genome assembly.